UAGCCUGAACAACUCUGCUCUAACUACAUCACCUUCUCUGAAUUAAGCAAUAUGGCAACAUCGUUUCACCCAUCACCAAGCUGUGGCUGUUGCUUGGCCUUGGCAGUUGCAUUGUGCCUCUUGCUCCCAUGCUGCUUUGCAAGCAAAGAAGCCCUGGCAAUGUUCGAGAAGGCUUGCCAUUGCUUUGAUGAUCACAAUGUGUACCGCGAGUGCAAGGAGGAGAUGAGGCUGAGCGUGGAGGGGGCGUUCCACGUUGGGAAGGAGAGCGUGGACGACUACUGCGGGGGGCCGUGCCUGAUGGAGACGAAGAUGGCGCUGCAGUGCGUGGAGGAGGUCGCCGACGAGGGCUUCCGCUUCUACAGCGGCGCCUCCGUCCCGGCCGUCAAGGCGGCGCUCGACACCGGCUGCAGCUACACUCCCGAGAGAGGGACAUUUGAAAUCCGGGAGCGUAAGCAGUGCGGCGACGAGUACUACCACUACAGCCACCACGAGCAGGAGCAGCAACAGACCACCGGCUAUAACUACGGCGACUACGGUCACCACGGGCAGCCGGCUGCUGGGUAUGACGGCGGCCAGCAGGAGGGCGAGUACCCGACCAGCGUCCCUGAAGCUUCAGACUACUGCUACGGCGCCGCCGGCGUCAGCAGCCUAGGCCUCUGCUGUGGCCUGCUGCUGCAGAUGCUUCUGCUAUCCUCUGUCUCUAUGGUGUUGUUGCUUGUAAUAUGAAGAUACACAUUUCUCUAUGAUACAAUUUAAGUGAAUC
Molecule: messenger RNA, 763 nt
Organism: Oryza brachyantha (malo sina)
Lineage: Eukaryota; Viridiplantae; Streptophyta; Magnoliopsida; Poales; Poaceae
Exons: 4
Coding region: 52-726 (224 amino acids)
Source: RefSeq, a predicted model, not a curated record